AUGGAAGCUAUUAAUGGACUUUUGCUGAUUGGGAUGUUAAUUUUCACGGCUAACUUUGUAUUUGUACUGGCACAUGUUGAAAGUAGUACCGAUAGAACCUCAAAUCAAAUUCUAAAGUUGGAGAGAACAUUCCCUACAAAUGAGGUGGGACUACAAAAUAUGAAAUUUAGAGACCACAAACGUCACAGUAAAAUCUUGGAAGGAAACACUAUUGGGAUUCUCAAUUUCUCUCUUAACGGAGCAUCUGACCCAAGUCUAGCCGGGUUAUAUUAUACCAAAAUAAGGUUAGGCUCUCCACCACAAGAGUUUAACGUGGAUUUUGAUACCGGAAGUGACGACCUAUGGAUCAAUUGCAAACCAUGUGUUGGGUGUCCUCGACUUUCCCAAUUGGGGAUUGAGCUUAAUCUUUUUGAUCCAGCCAUCUCAUAUUCUGCUAAACCGCUUACUUGUUUGGACAAAGAAUGCCCUACAUAUCAUCAAUGUGCUAAUAAGAAUAGAUCAUGUCGACUUUCGCUUAACUAUGGAGACGGAAGCCUGGCUUCCGGUUAUUAUUUAACUGACAUGCUACAGUUUGAUACUAUUUUGGGACCUUCUAAUUUGACGGCAAACUCAUCUGCUCGGGUUAUUUUUGGGUGUAGUACACACGAUGAGGGGUUAAUAAGCCAAGAAGGUAGAGCGAUUGAUGGGAUUUUUGGAUUUGGUCGAAGAGAGUCAUCGGUUAUAUCACAGUUGUCAUCACGUCGUAUUACUCCCAGAAUAUUUUCUCAUUGUUUGCGCGGAGACGGUGGUGGGGUACUUGUUAUAGGAGAGAUUAGACACGCAGCGAUGGUGUAUAGUCCGCUAGUGACGUCAAAUACGGAUCACUACAAUAUUAAUCUUCAAAGCAUUAGUGUUGACGGUCAUAAAUUAUCGAUCAAUCAAAACGUCUUCAUCACAUCAGAAAGUCAAGGAACAUUUGUAGAUUCCGGUACAACUUUGUCAUAUUUGGCGACCGAAGCUUACUACCCAUUAAUGGAAGCUCUAACUAAUGCAAUUUCGGGACAUGCUACACCUUUCAUCUUGAAUGGACAACAAUGCUACAAAUUGUCUACCAGCGGGAUUAAAUUGUUUCCUCAAGUCACUUUUAAUUUUGCGGGUGGAGCGUCAAUGUUAUUGAUGGCUAAGGACUACCUAUUUAAUUAUUCUUUACAGGACGGUAUUUCAUCGAUGUGUAUCGGAUUUCAAAGAUCUAAUUUUGCAAGCAUGACAAUUUUAGGAGAUUUGGUACUCAAGGAUAAAAUUGUGGUUUAUGAUUUGGCGCACCAAAGAAUUGGUUGGGUCGAAUACAACUGUAAGAAAAAUUAA
Impatiens glandulifera is the source of this 1344-nucleotide messenger RNA. RefSeq names its product aspartic proteinase 36-like. The transcript is spliced from 9 exons. Lineage: Eukaryota; Viridiplantae; Streptophyta; Magnoliopsida; Ericales; Balsaminaceae. Gene Ontology annotation, molecular function: aspartic-type endopeptidase activity. Gene Ontology annotation, biological process: proteolysis. The coding region runs from base 1 to 1344 and encodes 447 amino acids. The record is from RefSeq and is a predicted model, not a curated record.